This is a messenger RNA of Harpegnathos saltator (Jerdon's jumping ant), 2687 nucleotides long. RefSeq names its product endothelin-converting enzyme homolog. The transcript has 18 exons. NCBI's taxonomy places the organism in Eukaryota, Metazoa, Arthropoda, Insecta, Hymenoptera, Formicidae. Gene Ontology annotation, cellular component: plasma membrane. Gene Ontology annotation, molecular function: metalloendopeptidase activity. The record is from RefSeq and is a predicted model, not a curated record. Gene Ontology annotation, biological process: protein processing. Bases 353 to 2527 code for a protein of 724 amino acids.
AAAGAAGCGAUAAAUAUAUUACAUUUCACACACAUACACACGCACACACGGGUUUUUAUACCCAUAUUAUGCAUAACCAGCACUUCUAUUUUAACUUAUCAUUUGCCCGAUUACAUCGUUAUUACACAUUCACCACUCAACGUACACACUGAAUAACGGACUAUAACGUUUGAGCAGGAACGCAGAAAAUCAGUGCAGUUAUUCAUAGUUUAUUCGCUGAUAGGCUCCCUUGAACUGAAAGAAAGGUCACACGUUCUUACUGAUUUAAAAGUGAUCCAGAGAUCGAUCGAAGAAAUAGUAUACAUCUGACUACUGCACAGUAUAUUAUUCCGACGGAUUCUCUCGUGCAAACAUGAUAAUUUUGCCGCUACUCUUCUGUGUAGUAGUUGCCAGUGUAGCUGGACUUCCUAAUCGCAGAUCAACUGAUUACACUAUAUGUGAGACUGAUGCGUGUCGCGCAGUUGGAGAGUCAAUUCUACAUAGUAUCGACAAAACUGUCGAUCCAUGUACUAACUUUUACGAAUAUGGAUGUGGAUUGUGGCCGAUGAACAAUCCUAUUCCAUCCAAUGAUGUAGUAUGGUCCACGAACCACGUACUAGAUUUGAAGACUGCUCUUCGCUUAAAAGAGGUUCUUGAAGAAGAGAGCGAAUAUGAUAACGUAGAUCCUAUAAAAAAGGUGAAACAAUAUUACCGUUCAUGUAUGGACGAAGAUGCUAUUGAAAAGGAAGGACUCGAACCUAUACAGGCAAUGUUGGAUGCGAACGGUGGAUGGCCGAUUCAAUGGGGAAAUCAAGAAUCAAACGGAAAUCGAACUUGGCAGGAAAUCGAUAUUAUUUAUAUGAAAAAAUUUUUCACUGGCAGUUUCCUCGAGUUUGCCUUUAUACCUGAAGAGGAAGACGCAACUAAAAAUAUACUUGCAAUAUCUCAAGGAAAAGCUUCUUAUAUCGAGGAUGAAAUUGUCAAAAGAAGCGAACGCUUAUUCCCAGCUUCAGAUGUACAUAAAGUAGUCGGUGUGUUGAAAGAAUUUAAGAAGCACAAAGGAAUUGAAACACCAAAGGAGAAUUUUACUGCAGACGUAACGGAGCUACUUACUUUCCAGGAAAAUCUCAACAACAUCAGCGAAUACGAAGAACAGAUUCAAAUAGGUAUGAAAAAAGUCCAGGAUAGAAUGACGAUUGCAGAAUUACAAGAAUAUUAUGAUCAGGCUGGAACAAAGAAUCCCACCGCACAGAUAAAUUGGCUGCACUUGAUACAAGAAUUGCUCGAAUCUACUGGCAAGACUAUCGAUUCUUCAUAUCCUGUGUUAGUGUACAAUAAACAUCUUCUUCACAAACUCGCCUACUUAUUAGAUGAUACUCCAGAACACGUAAUUGUCAGUUAUAUACAAUGGCAAUUAGUAAGUCAACUUUUACCAUACUUGACCAAACAAAUGAGAAACGUUAAUUUUGAAGCAAACUACAUAGGAUAUAAUGUGACCGAGCAAAAACCGCGCUGGCAAAUGUGCGUUUCAGAUAUAUCGCUACAAGACGCUCUGUCUGUUCUAUUUAUCAAGAAAUAUCAUUCACCAGAUACCAUAACGGCUGUGACAGAUAUGUUAAACGAUCUAAAGGUAGAGAUGAAGAAGCGUAUAUUGAAUUCAAAAUGGACAAAUGAUAAGGCGAAGAAUUUUAUGACAGAAAAAAUAGACAAUAUAAUAUCAUUGAUUGGUUACCCCAGCUGGUACAGUAAUGAGACAGCGAUUAUUGAACGUUACCUAGGGUUGGAGAUUGGGGAAAAUUAUCUCAAGAACAAGCUCGAUAGCAUAACAUACGAAAAUAAGAAGAAACUUCAGAAUUAUAUGAAACCCAUAGAUAGAUCCGAGUGGCAUGUCUCUCCUGUAACUCUCAAUGCAUUUUAUGCCGGACCGUUGAACUUAAUGGUUAUACCAGCUGCUGAGGUCCAAGAUCCAUAUUUUACUCCCGGUAUGCCGCUAGCGGUUAACUACGGCACGAUAGGUAUGGUUGUUGGACACGAACUCGCACAUAGCUUCGAUACUACUGGAAUUGAGUAUGACAAGGUUGGUAAUAGGAUUACAAGUGAUACAGAAACUAGUGAGGCUUUUGAUGAAAGGGUGAAGUGUUUCAUAGAUCAAUAUAAUAAUUUCACACUGGUUGAGGUAGGAGAAGAUGGAGAACCUGUCCACUUAAAUGGGCAACUUACGAAGGACGAAAAUGUCGCUGACAAUAUUGGUGUAGAAGUCGCGUUCGCGGCAUUCCAAAAACGUAAGCUAGCGACUGGACCGCAACCAAAACUGCCGGGGUUGACUGAUAUCAGCGACGAGCAAUUGUUCUUUUUGUCCUUCGCAAACAGCUGGUGCAUAGCAACAACGGAAGACUACGAGGCAGCUUCUGCUAAUAAAGAUGACCAUAGUCCGAACAAAUUUCGAAUACUCGGUACUGUGGCUAAUAUGGAAACCUUCUCUAAUGCUUUCAACUGUCCUGUUGACAGCCUACUUAAUCAAAGCCCGAAAUGCACUUUAUGGAAAUAGAGUGGAAAAUGUUGAAGAGGUUUUUAUUAAAAUGAAUUAUAUUGAACGAAACGUCCCUAUUUGGACAAGAUGUCGGCAACAUAACUCCAUAAAAAUUAUCUGUUAAUGUUGUUAAUCUGUUAAUGUUGCUAAAAUUAAAAAUAAAAUUCUGGAAACAUAG